Tripterygium wilfordii is the source of this 1027-nucleotide messenger RNA. RefSeq names its product DNA replication complex GINS protein PSF1-like. The transcript has 7 exons. NCBI's taxonomy places the organism in Eukaryota, Viridiplantae, Streptophyta, Magnoliopsida, Celastrales, Celastraceae. Gene Ontology annotation, cellular component: GINS complex. Bases 164 to 757 code for a protein of 197 amino acids. Gene Ontology annotation, biological process: DNA strand elongation involved in mitotic DNA replication; DNA replication. The record is from RefSeq and is a predicted model, not a curated record.
CCAACCUCGCGGCCCCUCAAUCCUCCGACGGAAGAGAACGGCGACGGCCGUCGCACCCCCAAACUGAUCAUCGUCUCCGGCUAAGUAUCAGUCGCGAGCCAUUGGAUUCAGCAAUUGUAGAAUUGAGGACUAAGGGUGGGUUUAAGUUAUCGUGAGUAGAAAAAUGCACGGCAGACAGGCAAACCAGCUGGUGAAGGAACUUGCAAGCAGCGAAAAAGGGCAACUCAAGCCUUUCAAUAGUGACCUGUUUGAUCAAGUAAUUGAACAAUGCGAGCAACAUCACCUUGAGCUCCAGUCUUUGAUAAGAAAAAUCCAGGAUGAAGGAUUGGAUGUACAAACAACUAGAAAUGCAGACCAUUAUGGAGCACUCAUCCACCACCUUUCUUUAGUUCGCAAUAAACGCUGCUUACUGGCAUAUGUGUACAACCGAGCUGAAAUCAUUCGAAGUUUUAUAUGGAAGGUAGGGCCAGUGCUUCCAGAAGAAAUUCAAGGGAAGCUCAGUCACACAGAGGGAGAUCAUUUCAGGAGAUAUUCUGCGGCUCUAAAUUCAUAUACUCAGGAAGUAGGAGUCGAUUUGACAGUGGACAUGGUGCCACCCAAGGAUCCCUACAUAAAAGUGAGAGUCCUUGAUGAUAUUGGCGAAAUAGUACUCAGCGACAAGACGGCCAACUUAGCACGCCAUUCAAUGCACUUUCUCAGACGAACUGAUGCUGAACAGUACAUCUCUCAGGGCUUGAUGGAGGAGCUCACAGGCUGACCUAAAGUUUGCAGAUCCACAAGUUUUCGACAUAAAAAAUGAGAUUGAGACUAAGCAUUAUCCAGAAGCCCAAAAUUGCAAAAUGGUAGGUUUAGAUUGAUAUUCUGGAGCAUGAGAGAGCUCACUUUGUUGCUUAUCUGGGUUUGAAACCAUCGAUAGCUUGCUUUGUGUGUAGGAGAAAAUUGUGGAAAAAUUCACUUCUUCACGAUGUUCAAUUGCAAAAUUACAUUGAUAUAUCAGUUUAUCUAUCUCAUUAGACUUUCAAUUGAA